AUGUUAUUUUUUACUCCUCUUUAUCAAUUUUUACAAACAGUUCUCGCUAUCAUAGAGUACACGUCUUAUUUGCCAUUCAAACACAUUAAUCAGGGGCACUUAAGAGUAUCCACCACUACACAUCAAGAAGCCAAUCAUCCAAUAGGAAUACGCAACAAUAAGAUGAGUGAUAUAGAAGAUGAAAAUAUCUCGUUUGAUUACGACGAUGAUGAUGAGGAAGUCGAAAUGGACAGUGACUCAGAAUUUUCCUUUGAAUCUGAUGAUGGCGAUAAUCGAGAGAAUUUAUUUGAAUUUAGUGAUAAGAUCAGUGCUGGUACCACUACUGCGCGAGAUGAACCAGCCAUGGUUGGAUGUAAUGGUACCCAUUAUCUACCGUGGACGUAUGAGUUGUUUAUACAAUAUCAGUUUUUAGAGCCUUUGAAGAAAUUGCAGAAAUUCCAGUUGAAAGAUUGCACUGAUAGUGAUUUGUUAAUAAUGUUGCAGAAGCAGAAAUGGCAACUGGAUAACGUGGUGGAUGCAUUUUUUGAAGACCAUAAUAAAUUUUUGGAGAAAUGUGGAUUGCCCGUGGGUAAACCAUCCAACAAUAAAUUUGAAGAGGUGAAGGAUUUCGAUUGUAUGAUUUGUUGUGAGUCAUACCCCAAGACUACUGUUUACUCGCUUACUUGUAAUCAUCAGUUUUGUUUUAACUGUUACUACCAGUAUAUCAAUGGCUAUCUUUCUGAUGCUUCCAAAGGGGACUUAAUUACGUGUAUGGUGCCAGAUUGCCAGUAUGUUAUCCCUCAUAAGGAUAUCCAGCAUUUCUACGAUGUCAAGGAUGUUGAAGAAAAUUUCAUUUACAUCGAGAAACCACUAUCAGUGAAUCCGUUAUUGCGCAACAGUGCUCGUGCUCUUAUUGAUUCAAGACACAAGAAAUAUGUCGCUUGUCCUGCUCCAGAUUGUAACAGUUUUGCCGAAUUGUUAUACCAGGAGUCAUCAUGGCAAGAAAAUUUCCAAAAAUUAGAAGAUAAACAGUCCCCUGAUAUUUCCAGGGUUCCUAUUGUUGGUUGUGUUGAACAACACCAGUUUUGCUUUUAUUGUACCAAAGAAAACCAUUUACCUUGUCCAUGCUGGAUAGUUAAAAAGUGGGAUAAAAAGUGUAGUGAUGAUUCUGAAACUGCAAAUUGGAUCGAUGCAAAUACACACGGAUGCCCCAAAUGCCAAUCGUCAAUUGAAAAGAAUGGUGGCUGUAAUCAUAUGACAUGUCGAAAAUGUAAGCACGAAUUUUGCUGGGUAUGUCUUAAUGAAUGGAGCGAGCAUAAUAAUAAUUAUUCUUGUAACCGUUUCCGUGAUGAUAAGGCAGAGGAUGAACUGAGAAAGAAUAGAAGUAGACAAUCGUUGGAACGGUACUUGCAUUUCUACAAGCGUUUUGCUAUUCACGAGAAUUCAAUGAAGGCAGAUCUUAAAACGGUUAAGAAGAUUGAGGAUAUUACUCGCCUUUACAUGGAAGAUAGACGUGCAAUGGGUCAAGAGAAUUUGUCAUGGAAUGACAUUCAAUUCUUACUGGAUGCGAUGAGAGCACUUCAAAAUGGUAGAAAGGCUUUGAAAUGGACCUAUUGCUUUGCUUAUUAUUUGGCCAAGUCGAAUUUUUCACAAAUUUUUGAAUCUAAUCAAGAUUUCUUGAAUAGAACUGUGGAAGACUUGUCUGAAAUAUUUGAAAGUAUCAUGGACAAGAAGAACUUGAACAAAGUUGAUACGAUCAUCAAGAACAAGACAAAGAUUAUUAACUUGAGUGAAUCAGUGAAGUCAAUACAAAAAACAUUGAUCAAAAGUGCACAAGAAAAUUUACUGAAUGGAUGGUUAAAUUUUGAGACUUAA
Messenger RNA from Candida tropicalis MYA-3404, 1854 nucleotides. Its product is annotated as E3 ubiquitin-protein ligase. Gene Ontology annotation, molecular function: ubiquitin protein ligase activity; ubiquitin conjugating enzyme binding; zinc ion binding. The coding region runs from base 1 to 1854 and encodes 617 amino acids. The record is from RefSeq and is a predicted model, not a curated record. The transcript has a single exon. Gene Ontology annotation, cellular component: cytoplasm; ubiquitin ligase complex. Lineage: Eukaryota; Fungi; Ascomycota; Pichiomycetes; Serinales; Debaryomycetaceae. Gene Ontology annotation, biological process: positive regulation of proteasomal ubiquitin-dependent protein catabolic process; ubiquitin-dependent protein catabolic process; protein polyubiquitination.